UGCUAACUAGUUAAGCUAAUAUAGCUAAUAUUUACUUGAAACAACUGUUAAGCUUGGAAUCUCAUUCUCACUGCAACCCUGUAAAUAAUGAACUUGAUGAAGCGCCUGCUAUUAUUAUAAACAGAACAACAAAGACUAAAAGUUACUUGCCUUGCUAUUAAUAAUAUCACACCCAGAGCUCCAACCAGCGUAUGGAUGGAUAUAAUUUUGCAUUGACACUCAGGCCGUUUCACCCUCGACGUCAUUUUUAACAACGACUGUCUGGGAUCACAGCCCUGCAGACGCUGCCCAGGCGCGUGAUUGGCGCUGCAAGAUCCUGCCCAAGUUCUUUUCUGAUUUGCUGAGAGGAUAAAACAACCCCCAGCGCGGCGGUAAGGCGACACAAGCCACAACCCUGUUUUUUGGGAUCCUUGCCUUCUGCCACUUUGUUCUCCAUUUUUCUCUUUUUUCGUUGAUUCCCCGAAAUCCUUUCUGCCACUGUGGUCCAAGAUUAUUGGUGGUUGAGAAGAGUCAAAACAGACCCACCUGGUCAUCGCGAUGGAUGGGGAAGAAAACAAACGGCCCCAAGCCUUCAAGUUUUAGGGCUCGAUGACGAUGGAAUCUGACUGCCCAGCGCCCAGUCGGCGCAUGCGACGCUGUAUUCUGCUGGUGGGGAAUCGCGAGAGCUAUCGUCGCUGUUCCGCUGUUCGUGAUUGCCCAGUAUGAAUGAAUAAUAUUUGCGCCGGCGCUGCUGCUGGCGCCUCACUAAAAAGGGACGGGCGACUGGCGGCGGACAACUCUCCACAUCAAAAAAGGGCUUGCUUGUUUGCCCGCCCAACAAACUUCAUGGCAAACUUGACGACAUCUCUCUCUCGCUCUCUCGCAUUCUCUGGCUGUCAGGAUACGGGGUUUAUAUUGACUAUCGACUCCUAAUUCCCCUGUUACUUUCUUUCUUUCUUCCUUUCCUUCUUUCUUGCUUGCUUGCUUGCUUGCUUGCUUGCUUGCUUGCUUGCUUUCCUCUUCCAUUCUAUACCACUAUGCCCCCCAGUCAAACACGGCUUUGAGAGUCGCUUCCUUGACCUCCAUUCUCCAGCCGCCAGCCAGUGAAAGAAACUUGUAUAUUCAUUCCCCCUUUCACUCCCUUUGUAUCAAUUGGCUUAUCCCUCAUUCCAUACAUAAAGUACAUACAUACAUAAUCUGCCCUUCCUGUAUUGUUAUUUUUCAUCCAUUUCCUGUCCCUAGAAUACGCCCUCUCCGGUCUGUGAAGUCGGGACUUCUCACACCUGAAUACCGGCCAAAUCGUGAAAUAUAACCCCUAAAACACAGUCUUCUUCGCCUCUCCCCGCCUGAGGUCACCCGUAUAUUGCUCGAGUAUCCAUAGUGUGCCUGCAGCUCGAAGUUCGUGGUGGAUUAUGAUUCUUCCCCUCCCUUAAAAAAAUGUCGUCCUCCAACAACAGCGACACCGUGGCCGUUGCGCUAGAUGCGCAGAGUGGCACUGGCCAGAAGACAGCGGGGAUGUCAAUCACAACCUUUAUGGCAUCCCUGGUUACCGCUAUCAUAGUCUUCGCAGUUGAAGUGUUCCUGUUUACGCUGCUUAAGGGAAAGCUGACGAGGAUAUACCAACCGCGAACAUAUCUGGUGCCAGAACGAGAACGUACCGACCCUUCCCCGCCGGGUCUUUUCCGGUGGAUUGCCCCUGUAUUCAAGACGUCCAAUUCAGAAUUCAUCCAAAAAUGUGGCCUGGAUGCCUACUUUUUCCUUCGUUACCUGCGAAUGCUCCUGAAGAUCUUUGUCCCACUUUCGUUCAUCAUUCUACCCUUGCUCAUACCCCUGAACAAAGUAGGAGGAAAGGAUACGCGCGCUAUUUCGGCCACGGACGAUACACGCUAUAAUGUAUCGGGAUUGGAUCAGCUGGCAUGGGGUAAUAUCGCACCGGAACAUGCAGAUCGCUACUGGGCCCAUCUGGUUCUGGCUGUUAUAGUCGUUGUUUACUCGUGUGCUGUUUUCUUCGACGAGCUUCGGGGCUAUAUCAGACUACGACAGGCAUAUUUGACAUCCCCUCAGCAUCGCCUGCGUGCAUCAGCUACUACUGUCUUGGUGACUGCCAUCCCACCCAAGUGGCUAUCCGUGGAUGCUCUUGAUCGUCUGUUCGAUGUAUUUCCUGGAGGUGUGCGCAAUAUAUGGAUAAACCGGAAUAUGGAUGAAUUGAGUGAGAAAGUGAAGUUACGCAACAAACUCGCUUUGGAGCUUGAGUCGGCAGAGACGGAACUAAUAAAGAAAUGCAAGAAGGCGCAACUUAAACAAGCCAAGGCUCAGGCUAAAAAAUCCGGCAAAAGCUCAGCGGAAAUGGAUCGUGAAAAGCUGGCCGCGGAACAGAGAGCUUCCCGUCUCGUUCGGGAACCUGGAGUCAGCUCGGGGGAUCCUCAUCAGGCUCAUACUAUUCGGGAGAUAUUGCAUGGCCGAAUGGAAGAAUCGAACACAGCACCAGAUGGACGUGGUAAUCGUUCUUUUAUCCCACUUGUCGGUGACGGGGUGGGGGCCGUGGGCUCCGGAGUAGCAAAGAUUGGGAAAACAGUCUUGGGCGGUUUCAGAAAGGCUGGUGACACCGUUGACGGCAGAUUUAAAACCACUGGUGGGUUUGAUGGUGAGGUAGGAAAAAGUACUGGAGGUACACAAAACGAUAGAGCUGCCGAUGACGCCAGCUCUGAAUUCAGACCUGAAAAGCCUGCUGUGGGUCUGACGAAAGCUGGAACCACUGUGGGCAACCGACGAGAGGAGGCCCAGCAACAGUGUGGAGUGAAUACCGAUUUCCCCCUUGAGGGGGACGGGGCUCGAUCCUCCGGAGAAACGUAUCUGGAAGGACCCCCUGCGAUGGAUGGCCCGGCUGACCAACCACCACGUCCAGCGAAGUUAAAUCUGUGGAAAAGCUCGAAACCAACAAACCCCAACCCCAAUCCUGACCGUCAUGACGACCGGUAUCCACUGACCCAGCCUUCCCCGGUCGCUCCGUCUACUAAGGAGAAGAAAAAGAAAAAAACUUGGCGAUUGAAAAAGCAUGCUCCUGCUAAGGAAGGCGACCAGGUUGCAGGCCAGGAGUACCCUAUGGCGUAUAACGAAGAGUUCGAGGAAGACGAUUAUGGCGACCCUCUGUGGAUGAAAUAUAUUAAGGAGAAGGAUCGUGAAACUAUGCGUCUACCUAUUUUUGGCUGGACAUGGAUGCCUUCUUUGCCCCUUCUUGGUAAGAAAGUCGAUAAGAUCUAUCACUGUCGCCAGGAAGUCGCCCGCUUAAACCUCGAAAUCGAAGUCGAUCAGCGGAACCCGGAGAAAUUUCCACUCAUGAACUCGGCUUUUGUACAAUUUAACCAUCAGGUGGCUGCACAUAUGGCAUGUCAAUCUGUGAGCCAUCAUAUCCCAAAACAAAUGGCUCCGCGUUUGGUAGAAAUAUCUCCUGACGACGUCAUUUGGGAUAAUAUGUCCAUCAAAUGGUGGGAGCGGUACUUGAGAACAUUCGGUGUGGUCAUUAUUGUUGUCGCUAUGGUUAUAGGCUGGGCUUUUCCAGUUGCUUUUACGGGUUUACUGUCUCAGCUUGCAUAUCUGGAAGGGAAGUUUCCCUGGCUACGAUGGAUUGCUUCAAUGCCCGACUGGUUGAUUUCAGCUGUCCAGGGUAUAUUGCCGCCACUAUUUCUUGCUAUCCUCAUGGCCCUGUUGCCGCUAAUUCUCCGAUUUCUAUCCCGGAACCAAGGCGUGCACACAGGGAUGGCUGUCGAGCUAACAGUGCAAAAUUAUUAUUUUGCAUUCUUGUUCGUUCAGAUAUUCCUUGUUGUCUCUAUUUCGUCCGGUUUCACAACGAUUUUCAAUUCCAUCACGGACGUGACAAGUAUUCCCCAGCUUCUGGCUGAGAAUAUUCCUCGGGCGAGUAACUAUUUCUUUUCCUACAUGGUACUUCAAGCGAUGUCUGUCAGCGCAGGUGCAUUGGUUCAGAUUUUUGCACUCGUUAGCUGGUUUAUACUAGCCCCGAUUUUAGACAACACUGCGAGAAUGAAGUGGGCGCGGACAACCAACCUUAACCAAAUGCAAUGGGGCACCUUCUUUCCGGUCUAUACAACGCUCGCGUCCAUAGGGCUUAUCUAUUGCGUCAUUUCUCCGCUUAUCAUGGUAUUCAAUGUACUCACAUUCGGACUCUUUUGGUUUGUAUAUCGGUACAACACGUUAUACGUCACGAAGUUCCGCUUCGACACGGGUGGUUUGCUUUUCCCGAAAGCCAUCAACCAACUUUUCACUGGCAUCUACGUCAUGGAAAUUUGCCUAAUUGGCAUGUUUUUUCUUGUUAGAGAUGCAGAGGGGAAUUUUGCCUGUGAAGGCCAGGCAAUCUGUAUGAUCGUCGUUGCCAUUCUGACAGUCGGCUUUCAAUACCUUCUUAACGAAGCAUUCAACCCGUUAUUCCGAUAUCUACCAAUAACGUUGGAGGAUGAAGCUAGUCGCCGAGAUGAAGAGUUUGCUCGUGCCCAACGACGGAAACUAGGCCUAGAAGAGGAGGACGAAGAGGAGAGCGAUGACGACGAGGACAGUGAAUUCAACCAUGGCGAAAGGCUAGACGAGCAGGGCGAUAUCAAACUUAACAGAAUCCAGGGCGGAAAGCAAAAGACAGGGAAAAUAACCCGUCAAGUCGGUAAACUUAUCCCCGGCAAAUCAAAGCGCAUUUCAUGGGCUGAUCGGUCCAAAAACAACCGCUCCAAAUUCUUUGGCGGGCGAUCCGACGCCACCGUCCCAACUAUAAAACGCAUGCGUGAGAAGCUAGCACAAGACGCUGAAUCCCAGGCCCCGCCUACCCACGCCAUUGGCCAAGCACUAUUCUCCGGCAUCCACGAUGAGCUGGAAGAUCUCACGCCGGACGAGCGCGACCAGCUUGUCCAGCGGGCUUUCCAGCACGAAGCGCUGCGCAUGAAACGACCCGUCAUCUGGAUCCCUCGGGAUGAUCUGGGAGUCAGUGAUGAUGAGGUGUUCCGAACGCAGCGGUUGAGCAAGCAUAUAUGGAUAAGUAAUGAGUAUCAAGCGCUGGACGGGCGGUGUCGGGCGAUUUUUAGUCGGAGUCCUCCCGAUUUCUCUGAGGUGGAUUUGAUUCAGCUCUGAGCUUGGAGGUGUCGUUUCGCUUCUGUGCAAUUUUUGGUGUAUCGGUCUUGUGUCCCUGUCUGAUCUAAGGUUUUCUUUUUUCUUUUGUUCUCUUUCUUUUUGGUGGGAUAAACCCCAUUGCAACGGCGUUUUUCGAGAGAUGGUACUCUCUCAAACUAAUGGAGAGUAGACAGAAAAGACCAGAAGCGAAAACAUAACCAAAAGGGAAGGGGAUGGCUUGUUUUCGAAUAUUUUUUUCCCCCAUUCUGACAGACGACGACGACGACAAUUACAAAGAACCAGAAAAAGGGAUGAAUUUGAUGGUUUCCACACGAACCUAUCUGCGCCUACUCUUUAUUGGACCCUGCUCCGCCAUACCUCCCCAAUCCUUCAACACAUAUUUAUACACACACACAGCAUCUGUAUCUAGACUGUUUAUCGUUUAGCCUCAUGGCGGGGAGUUGCCACCACCGCUUCCUGUAAAUAGAAUACAUACAUAGAUGGGCCGAUUCGAUCGAUGGGCCCCCUCCCCCCGGGGCGGCCAUGUCUACAGCAAUCAUGCUUGACCGCCGCUCUCUCUCUCGUUCUCCCCCUCUCUCUCGCUAUCUUGCUAGUCAGCUUUUACUCCUAAAUAUUUCACUCACCUUUUUUUUUUUUUUUUUUUUUUUUUUUUUCCUGUGAUCGUUUCGCUUCGUUGCUUUGAUGGUGGAGUUAGGUCCUUGAUCAUGCAGACAGGCAAGACAUGAAUGGACGGUAGUUCUUUUAUAAAUGCCAAUGAGGGAAGUAACAACGAGAACAACGGCAAUAAUAAGAAUAAUAAUAAUGUAAAACGAUACGUAUCAUAUCUUUCCUUCCUGUCCAGGUUUCGAUAUUAUCUAUGAUGCCAAGAGAGUGAGAUGGGGCCCUCUGAUUUUCU
Blastomyces dermatitidis ER-3 is the source of this 6004-nucleotide messenger RNA. RefSeq lists its product as uncharacterized. Gene Ontology annotation, molecular function: calcium-activated cation channel activity. The transcript has 3 exons. The coding region runs from base 1417 to 5109 and encodes 1230 amino acids. The record is from RefSeq and is a predicted model, not a curated record. NCBI's taxonomy places the organism in Eukaryota, Fungi, Ascomycota, Eurotiomycetes, Onygenales, Ajellomycetaceae. Gene Ontology annotation, cellular component: plasma membrane.